Messenger RNA from Formica exsecta, 3992 nucleotides. RefSeq names its product scavenger receptor class B member 1-like. Gene Ontology annotation, molecular function: scavenger receptor activity. Gene Ontology annotation, cellular component: membrane; cytoplasm. Lineage: Eukaryota; Metazoa; Arthropoda; Insecta; Hymenoptera; Formicidae. The transcript has 8 exons. The record is from RefSeq and is a predicted model, not a curated record. Bases 656 to 2413 code for a protein of 585 amino acids.
GGUCCACCAUGGUGGGAGUAACAUAUUUUUCAAAUCCGUACUGAUCCAAGUUUCCGCUACUCUUGCAUCGAGGUGUAUGCUGCACGCAUCGUGCGAGGUGACAUAAAAUAGGUGGUGAAGAUAGGCAGAAUUUAGACGAUUUCUAAACAAUUGGUGAGGUGCGAUUCGGGCUUCUCGCGCUGAUAAACUUCGGAGAUGAAUAUUCUUUCAUCGAGAUAGUCGCGAUAUUAUCUCGGAAACGUACGAUUAUCGGCAAUUGUCGCGCAUUCUUCGGCGUUUUAUUGAUGACUAAGGGAGUCAGGAAGAGAAGAAUUUCGACAUCCGCAAGGUCAUCCCGCGAGGACUGACGAAUAUUCGGUCAAUCAGAAACGCCGAGAAGAAAGUGAAAGGCCUUUAUGCCGAAGUUUAAAUCGGAAGUACGGGGGUGUCGAAAUCGCGUAUAAUUGGCAGGCGUCGUUCGUUGGGAAUUACAUAGCAUUACGAAUCGCGACGUGCUAGCCGAUUAAUUCCGUAAGCCGUCAUCGAGCUAGAAGCGGAUACUUGCCUUUAUUGUCAGCCGCGACACGUUGCGACUGCUGAAUCGCCGGCGAUAAGUCGCUUACCCUCGUGAUAUCACUUAUUCCGUAACGAUACGAAAGACUGAAUUGUGCCGAAAAUGAAGGAUCUCAUGUUAAUCUGGAAUACUUUGUCGCGUUGUGGGAAUUGUUCGUCGGACGAUGCCAAUUUUGAUUCCGACAGAUCGGACGAGCAGGAUGAGAAGAGAGGAUCGUCGCGAGUUUCGAGCAACAUUCGAAGAAAGUCCUCGGUGAUGGUGAAUAGAUUAUUUAACACUACUCUACCAGUGUAUUCUGAUCGCAGAAGAAGGUGGCCAAAACAUACCUUCAUGCUGAUAAUUCUGAGUUUGCUCAGCAUCGCAUCCGGUUGCAUUAUACUACUAUUCCAUCCCUACGAGUUACUCUUCAAUUGGAAAAUAACAUUCGGCGAGGGAGGUGAGAUUUUUGAGAAGUGGCGAAAACCCGAGGUCGACCUCUACUUGAAAGUCUAUCUAUUUAACGUGACAAAUCGCGACGAAUACCUAGAUGGCCGGGAGAGCAAGCUACGAUUCCAACAAGUUGGUCCUUACGUUUACAAAGAACUGUUCGAGCAUACAGAUAUAGUUUUCAAUGAUAAUGGUACGUUAUCGGCAAAACCAAUGCAUCCACUGAAUUACAUCCCGGAAAUGAGCCACGGUACGGAAGAGGAUCUCGUAAUAAUGCCGAAUAUCGCGUUGUUCAGCAUUACGAACGUGAUGAAAGACGCCUCGUACAUAUCCAGAUGGGGGCUCAACACGUUGAUUCGUCGAACGGACACCCAUCCUCUGGUUGAAAUGACUGCGCGCGAGUUCAUGUUCGGCUACCAAUCGACUCUCGUUACUCUCGGCAAUCAAGUGAUGCCCAACUGGAUCAAAUUCGAUAAGCUGGGAUUAAUCGAUAGAAUGUACGAUUUUAACGGUGAUUUCGAGACCAUUUAUACGGGAGAGAUCGAUCAUCGAAUGUCGGGCUUGAUUGAUACGUACAACGGAGACGUAAACCUACCGCAAUGGACCGGAAAAUGCGCGAAUGUGCAUGGUGCGAGCGACGGCGUCAAGUUUCCAAGCUACAUUGAACCGAACGAUACGCUCCUCUUCUUUCGCAAGAGCCUGUGCCGGAGCGAACGAAUGAUGCGAAUCGGAGAGAAGCAAAUAAAGGGUCUGCAUACGUAUCAAUAUGCGUUCGUGGAGAAUGAAUUGGACAACGGAGCAGUGAAUCCAGAAAACAAAUGCUUCUGUCGUAAAGGACGCUGUUUGAAACCCGGUUUAAUCGACGUGACCGAUUGUUACUACGGAUUUCCUAUCGCCCUGUCAUAUCCACAUUUCUAUAAAAGCGACCCGUCAUUAUUAGAAGCUAUCGAAGGAUUGGAACCUACAAAGGACCUACAUGAAUCCUACUUCUUCAUUCAGCCAAAAUCCGGGUUACCCGUGGACCUGGCAUUCCGAUUUCAAAUCAACAUGGCCCUGCAAGAUAUCGGACACAUGGCUAGGGUGGAGAAAUUCAGUCAUAUGACGCUUCCACUACUAUGGUUUGAAAUCGGAAUGUACGAACUACCGACCGCGAUGCAACUACGUUUCUGGUUUUAUAUAAAUUUCAUGCCGAUUUUGGAGGAAAUGGUUUUAUAUCUGGCGUUCUUAUUCGGCAUGAUACUACUUGUUUGGUGCAUAAUAAGGAUACUAUCUUAUCAAGCAAACGAAUCGCCGGAAGAGGGAUUGGAAAUGGAAAAAGAAAUGAGACGAAAACGGGCCCAGAAAGAUGAGCGUAUCAAUGAAAAGGCUAAAGAGAUGGACGUGUACAGUUCGCUCUUGUUGCUUGGUGAUGCAAAUCUAACAAUAACAGUGUAAUAAUUCAGUGAUCUAGCCGUAACGCGUGAGCGAGCAAAAUAUUAUAUCUUCAAUAGCCCUUCGGCUAUAUGCAUAUAAAAAUUUUUUACUAGUUGGAAAAACGUGCGCGUAAUCAUUCAUAAAAAUGUUCAAUCAAUAAAAAUUUUGUGAAUGAUUCCAAUAAAAAGAAAUCAGGACGUUAUGAUUCUUUCUCUUCGAAAGAGAACGCAAAUAUAAUCUAGAUAUAGAGAACAUCCUACAUGAAAAUUAGCGUAAUAAACUCCUAAAAACACCUGAUGUAGUUCAUUGCUUAAUGACAAAACUGCAUUUUCCAUUUGCGUUCAACUACGCAUAUUUGCAUUAACAUAAAAUUUUAUAUAACAAAAUAAUAUAACAAAGUAUUAUUUUGCUAUACAUAUUAUGCAUAGUAUAUAUUAUAUAUACUGCCACAUACACAUGCGUAUUAUACGUACUAGUAUAUGCUACAUACCCAAGUACACGAUCAACGGAUAUUAUCAGGGUAUUCAAAAUCAUAAAAUUCAUUCGAUUUAAUUAAACACGAUUAAAUCAUGAAUUAAUUCAUGAACAUUUUUAAUUUUCGACUUUUGAUAUUCUAAAAAAUAAUAAUCGCAAACUUUCCAACUAUUUUCUGGUACUUCAUAUCUUAAUAACAAUGUUAUAUAUCUAUCUAAUAAUAAACAAGUUAUUUUCUUGAUAAUUAUUCGCUAUAACGAGAUUUCCCAUAUGUUAGAUAAUUGCAAGCUGCUUGUAUUAUAUUGAAAUGUUUUAUCUGUUACAGAGAUCACUUAAACAAUCAAUUUUCUCAAGCUUUUAAAAAAAAAUAUGCGCUUCAUUGAAUUUUUUAAUAAAGAAAUAAAUCGGGAUGAUUUGGCUUGUAAGAUAUUUCACUUAUUUAAUGUGCUAAUAUGUGUCAUAUAAAUCAAUAAUUAAAAAAUAUAAUUUAAAAAGUGUAACUCUCCGGAGAGCAAUGAGAUCAGGUUAACUAUCGCGUUGGAAAUAUCGUGUGCAAAAAAUAAUUACGUUCGACAAAAAAAAAAAAAAAAGUUAUUUACGCGCACAUUAAUUACAAUAAAAAUUUAUAAUAUUAUGAAAUAAAAAGAAAGAAAUAUGGCAUAUAUUAUACUAUAUGUUACUGUACGUUACAUCGCAAUUACUUUAUAAUUAUUGUGUGUUGAUUUAUAUUAUUGCAAAAACAUUUAUACUUAUCUAUUAUGUAUUUUUAUUUUAUGUUGUGUAUAACUUAAACUAAUUUUUAGAUAAAAUGAAACAAUUACUAAAGAAUUAAUUUGAAACUAUUGUAAUUCUUUACAUUAUUUUUUUUAAGGAAAUUUCUAUUAUUCUCCAAGGGCUACAACGUGAAUUUAUCUCUUAUAUUCAUAUUAAAUGUCAAUGGUGAUUUCUUAUUACUAAACUUCAAUUGCUAUGCAUAACAUGCCAGCAAUCAUAUCUGUGAUAGUUUCAUUUUGCUUUUUUAUGUUUCAUUUUCGAACAGUAUUCUUUUAAAUACAUAAAAAUGAUGUAGAGAAAUAAGCUAUGUCAAUAUAAGAAUAUACUGAUGCAUUUUUAUUGCCAAUUUCAU